AUGGGACCAUUCCCGACCUGCGACAUCGCGCGAAAGCACCGAUACCGCUACCACUCCGUCCCUAUACCAUUCCUGAUUGGUGGGAACGAGUACGUUGUAGGCCAAUCCGAUGGACAUUAUUCGUGCCCGCUCCCGGAGUGUAAGUUCAUUUCCAAAAAGCGUGAAGCUAUUCAGAAGCACAUCAACGUCGCACACAACGCAUCAGUCAAAAUCAAGGUCUUUGAUGCUCCUGAGUGUCUUGUGGCCUCCAAACAGGUUCUCGAUCAGGACAGCGGUGUCCGCGAUGGGACUGGCAACCUCAUAUGCCCAGAGGAUGUCUGGUCCGACGAUUUAGUCCCAGAAGGUCCAUCCCGUGAGGAUGUCUGCAGCAGAGAUCCUUCCUUUGAUAUGGACUCCAGCACUGUCUCAUUGUCGCCAUCAGUAGACUACUUGAUGUCCAACGAGGUUCUAGAUUCUCUCGGCGUGUGCUUUCACAGCCAUUUGAGGUUCCUUAUCUGCUACUCGUGCAAGGUCGCAUUGACCUCCGGGAUGGUUUCUGGACACAGGAAAAAGCACCAUCAUGCGUAUCAGGUACCUUCAUCCACCAUGGAGUCAUUCCUGGACUAUUGUUCGCGGUCAAAUGUUCACGAGAAGCCAGAGCAUGUCAAGCUACCAACAGCAGGUGGACCACCUGUACAGAUGAUUGCGUCCCCCGUUGAAGGUUUUUCAUGCACUGCAUCCGCUGAUUGCGUGUAUGCCGUGAAGGAUUUAGGAACCAUUCAGCGCCAUAGUAGAGAGAAGCACAGCGUUACCGGCUUACAGGAGAUCCAGUAUCGGUCUUGUCUGGUCCAACAUAUCUUUACUGCUGUUGGCAACUCGUAUUUCGAGGUUGGGCAAAACGUCAUUCCAUCUGCGAGACCCAAUCUCAAAUCCACGCUUAAGGCUACAUUCCUACCUGCAGUUGAGCUUUCAUUGGUCGUUCCAGCCAAUACCGAACGGGAGAGGACUCCCCUGAUACGCUUCAUGGGUUGGGACAGGUUCGAGGUAGAACUCCGGAUGAAUCCAGCCCGGAGGCGGGCAGCGGAACAAAUCAAAAAAAAGCAUAGCGAUGAUGAAUUUGGCGGAAUUCUGACCCGUCUCGCUGCUGCAGUGCAAGACCACAUGGCUAGGGCAUCGACCAUCUUGGAUGGUCAUCCUCAUAGGUUGAGCCUGUCUAAAAUACUGUUGUAUGGUGACGCAAUACCGCGAGAAACGGACAAUCAUUGGAGGCCUGUGUCGGAUGAAAACGUCGAGUAUCCAGGCUUCAUUGUUCAAUUCAUGAGGGCGAUCAUGCGCGUUCACCUCGGAUUCCCAUUGGAUUUCUCGUUCGAGCUGUCUGCUGCGCAGACCCUGUGUCUCGAGGAACUUGUGACUGUGCUGGGCGACGAGAAUGCCUCCCCACGAAAGAGGAUGAUUUUCUACCAUAAUUUGGCGUGGUCCCUAGUCGAUACCGAUCCAGAUUUGUGCGUGGGCCAGCGAUGGGCAAACCCUAUCAAACGAGCCAUCUGGCUCAGGGCGUUGCGUGCGGACGGAAACUUCUGUGAAGCGUCCGUCCUCACACCAGAUCUUGCAAAGUUUAAAUAUCUUUGCAACGUCACAUCCCUCCUUGAGGCGCUGAUGGACAAAGACGAGGAUACGGACUCAGUACAUUCAGACGACCAUGACCGCGUUGCUCGUGUUCAUGAUCGGGUGCUACGCCUCGGCCGUCCGACUACGUUCAACAUCAUCUAUGAGAUGCAGCAAUAUGCGUCCUCUUUGGUGUUUAGUCAAACCAGAGAACCCAAUGUCUAUGUCGAUCCAGACGUCAAGUCCAUCACGAUAGGCGUCCACACCAUGCACAUGGACAAGCUGAGAGACGGGAUACAAAGGCUCCUCCAGGUGUCAAAGUCGCGCUAUUCCGCCCUCACCAAUGACAUUUUCAUGUUGAAGAUGGUGCCAGAGCAGGUCAAGGACGACCUCACCAACUCUACUCGUGGCUAUUCGCUCGUAUCGGAGGACCCCUUUUUUAAAAAUCGCCACGCCAUGUUCUUUUACUUGGUUGAUCACUACGACCUGGCAAUGGUCGACAACGCAGGACGAAUCGCAUGGAACAUCCCCGGCAUCAAGGAUCUGCUCAGACGCUCGUCAUGCGUCUGGGAGCCCAUCUACCAUCUUCUGUACAUCACCACUCACAUCUCAUGUCGCGGAACCCAGUUCGUAGACCACAAAAUCAGCAAUUCGGACAGGCAUCGCAACCUCUUCAUGCAGGGGAUGGAGAUGUUCCUCCUGACAGCUUACAGCAAAAGGACCGGCAUUACUGAUCGAGACUCAUGCACCCCAGGGUUCGUUCCGAAGGACAUCGCAUUCUUGGUGCUCGAAAUGAUUGCAGGGGGGUUGCGCACCGCCGAAGCCAUCCUUGCUGGGGUUGCAUAUGGGGCAGAGGCCGAGCAUCUGUACAGAACGUACCUCUGCGUCGGUGAGGGCGUGAGGACAAGUCCUACAAGGUUUUCCGCCAACAUUCAGCAGUGGAACCAUGAUUACUUCGACUGUCGAUGGGGAGUCAGGGAUUUCCGCCAGGGCGCGAUUACCAUUGGUCGUGAAUUCAUCGCUCCAGACGACUCUUAUGAUCAAGCCGACAACAUCCUCGCUGAAUCCGCAGAUCACUCCACUGGUGUGGACCAUACACACUACGGCAUCGUCCAAGGAGUCGUCCCUAGAUUGUCCAACAACAGCAUGUGCAAGCACAGAUGGCUUGGAGAUCAGUGGCACAGUGUCCUUGGUCUUGGCCCCCUUGCGCCUCCAGAGGCAAUAAGAAUCAGGCACAAGAAUAUGUCUAACGGGACGACGCUCCAGGCCAUCGCAGAUGUGGUCAAGAAGACCACGCAAGAAACUAUCAAAGAGUUUUUGGACGCACACCGCACUGACGUCUUGAAGGACACAAUUUCUACAGCCAUAAUCAAACAGCUAAAAGACGCGACAGAUGAUGCACCGGAAAUUUCAUCGCCACUUCCAACAACAUGGAACGGGGGAUCGUUUCACUUGAGCAGUAAUUUGGACGCCAUGUUCUAUGAAGAAAGCGAAGGUAUCCGGCGAGACCCUGCUUCCUCAUCAGGUCCCAGUGGGUACAAUAACAACAGUGUUAACGCGUCCCCUGUUGUUGUGUCGCCCACUGCAAGUGGUUAUAUUCAAUGCGGAGAAAUGCUUUCGGACUCCCCACUCCCAGUAUCGUCGAUAACGAGCAUCUCACAGACCGAAUACAUAGAAGGGUCCACGACAUUCUCCGACGUGGUCCCAACAACGCAUCAGUCCGAGUUUCCUCCAUUCAAAGAUCGCAAAGGGAAGGGCAGAGCUUAUGAAACACCAGAACCUCCAUUGGUUGAUGGCGUCAUGUCGUCGUCUAUAUCUCCUAUCGCAGACAUCAAAGGGAAACGGAAGCGUGGCGACUAUGAGAACAUCCAUUCUCGAGCAUUCGCCAAUCCAGCUAGAGCGUCCAGAAGAAAACACGCGCCUCGCAGUGUCUCGCAUCACAAUUCCAUCCCAUCUACGUCCGGUUCAUACCCAGUCACACCAACUGCACACCGCGCACGGAAGUACGCACCACGGGUCAAACUAUCAUUAGAACGCGUCGCGGAAUCGACGAAACACGUUCGCAGGUUGUCUUCGGAGGUGAUGGAUAUCUCCAGCGACGAGGAGUUGUCCAGUCUUGAUACUAUACAGCUGAAACGCCUUCGUGGGUCGAGAACAUCAGUACCCCAGGUGCCUGUGGAGGUCAUCAGCCUCUCUAGCAGCGGUGAGGACUCGAGCCCAGACGAGAACAUGCCUAUCAAACGUCUUUCCCAUCAAAACGUGCAGUCACUAGUUUUGGUACACCAUCAUCGCCCCCAAGCGCCGUUCAGGACGGUUCAAGAGACAUUAGAACGAGCGAUCAGACACAUCAGGAAGGACGAUAGUGCAACAGAAAAGGACCCCCGAUCAGAUGGACAUUCUAAUGGCAGUAAUGUCUAUUGUGGUGUGCCCGUUCGUAGCUCUGCUGGACCAACAGUUUAUGGCUACCGCGUCUACUGGACUACGUUGCCACAACUACUGCGUCUCCAAGGUCGUUCCGGAGAAUGCACAGAUUUUGUUCGUGCAGGACGAGUUGUUCCAUGGAAAAAUCUCGCGCAGCAAUUCGGAAAGACGCUAAUCAGGAUUGUGCUUAUGACAGGGACGGGACCACCGCACCGUAUCGCAAAUUUCAUCAAACCAUUUGGAUUGCAUCUUGGCAUCGUCACGCAAGUUCGGCCUAUCGCGGCCAUGCAGUCUCUGGGACACCUCGUCUCCGCUCUAUGCAAACUACUUGCUGAGGAGGAACGUAUUCUGGUUUUCUGCGGCUCCCAGGGGGACGCACAAGCAUUCGCAGUGAGGCCAAUUGUGCGGUUUAUCAUAGCGAUCUCUGGGAGGCUGGAAAUAGCAGAGCAUCUAACCUUUCUCGGUGGGAUUCAGGCGAAUACAAAGGUGAUGGCAUGCACCACAGCAUUUGCCCAGGAUGCUCGAGUCGUGCAGGCAGAGACGGAAAGGAGUCUCACAGUAUUUUCCUUACUGACAGACGAGCGAAGACAUACAGGAGGACCACCGACUGAUCAAUGUAUCGGAGAGUUGGACGAUCUAGUACACGGUACGGAAUGUCGGCGCUUCGCCAACAUGACCUGCAUGGAUGGCCACAACCUCGCUGUGCGGUGCACGGAUUACCCUCCAGGGAUCCAUUGCGACGUUUGUGAUCCGAACAGCGUCAUGCAGCGAUUGUCCAUUCAGGCAAUAGCAAAACCCAUUCAGGCCACCCGAGGCAUUCCGAGCAUGCAGUCACCCCAGUUUUUUGCAAGUGGAUCUAUGCUUCAAGCACCCAUGCAUGCUCCUCCGCCCUUAUCUACUGGAUUUGUGCCAGUGUCGUCGCUUCUUUCGAUGAAUAUGAUUUCCCACACGAUCACCCCCCAGCCUUCUCAGUCGAGCGCUGCUUUGUACGACGCGGGUGCAUUAGAGCUCACUUCAUUUCAGGCUUUGAUGCUCGACCUCCAUGGAGGAAAUCCAUGGGUAAUGGUGAAUCUUCAGACAAACCAAAUCGCAGCCAUCUCUAGGAAGGGCCGUCCAUAUCGAGACUCCAUCGACCUCAUCGCUUCCCACACUGCCCGCCUGGACAAGUACAUGAAGGUCUUAAAGGACAAGUGUCCGUCACAUUUUGGUAAUGGCGGUUGUCUUGUCCCAGCAGCCAAUCACAGAAACGGGGAGGAACCAGCAUGCCAUGCAGGCUUUUCGUACCGUAAAGGUGAAAAAUGUCCAUUCGCUGGGUUCAUUUUCAAGGCGGUAUUUUGCAUGUGGCACAACCCAGGAUUUCGACAGUUAAUGAUAAACGAGAUCGGCGAAGGAGCAUCUUUGGCGAGCUAUGAGGACUUCGUGGCAUGGAUUGUGAAAGAUUCCACGGAUGCAGGAAGGUACAAUAAUUUGGUAGAAGCAUUUCUCUGGUUUUGCAGCGGUCUUGAGAAGGUCAAUCCCAAGUUUUUUGAUUGA
Molecule: messenger RNA, 5538 nt
Organism: Suillus plorans
Lineage: Eukaryota; Fungi; Basidiomycota; Agaricomycetes; Boletales; Suillaceae
Exons: 20
Coding region: 1-5538 (1845 amino acids)
Source: RefSeq, a predicted model, not a curated record